This is a messenger RNA of Phalaenopsis equestris, 1459 nucleotides long. RefSeq names its product E3 ubiquitin-protein ligase RNF25. The transcript is spliced from 7 exons. Gene Ontology annotation, molecular function: ubiquitin protein ligase activity; protein binding. Bases 65 to 1147 code for a protein of 360 amino acids. Gene Ontology annotation, cellular component: nucleus. Lineage: Eukaryota; Viridiplantae; Streptophyta; Magnoliopsida; Asparagales; Orchidaceae. Gene Ontology annotation, biological process: protein ubiquitination. The record is from RefSeq and is a predicted model, not a curated record.
UUAUGACCGACAAUGACUACAUCGAACUUCGAAGACGGUCUGAUUCCUAUCGUUGACGGCAACAAUGGCGGAGGAUGAUGUACGGCUUGAGUUGGAGGCUGUGCAGGCUGUCUAUGGCGAUGAUAGCCAUCUAAUUUGCGACUUUCCGCCUCAUCUCACCGUCCACAUCAAGCCGCGUACAGCCGACGACUCAUCGCAGCAGUUCGUAGAAGCGACCAUUGGAAUAAAAGCAAACACUAAGUACCCAGAGGAACCUCCCCACAUAUAUAUUACUUACAUGAAAGGAAUGGAUGAUAGCCGUCAGGCUCAUUGGAUUACUAGCAUACGGAAAAGGGCCGAAGAACUCGCUUCAUUCCCAAUGCUUGUAGCACUUUGUGAGGAAGCGGUGGAUCUUCUUACAAAUAUGAACCAUCCUGAAGGAAAUUGUCCUUUAUGUUUAUACCCUUUGGUUUCAAAUGAUAGAUCCGGUACUUCAUUACCCUUUAUGAAGUUGAUGUCGUGCUAUCACUGCUUUCACAGUGAAUGCAUGAUACGUUUGUGGAAGUGGACCCAAGAGAAAUAUGGAACCAAAGAAAUAAACCAGGCAUUGGAAACUUCUCCUGAAUCAGUUGAAGUCCAAGGAGAUGAUACCUCUACAGCUCAAGUGAUUCAAGGUAGCACGAAUUUGCAAAAGGCAACUUGCCCAGUUUGUCGUCAGGUGUUUGAUGCCAAGGAUAUUGAACAUGUUCUUGAAUAUCUUGUGAUAAACUCAUCUAUCGCGAAUCCCAUAGAACCAGCGAAUGAUGAGGAAGACAAAGCAGUUCUUUAUUCGGAUUUGGAGAACAAGAGAAGACAAUAUUUUGAUGCCAUUCUAAAACUCCAGCAGGAAAAAAAGGGUCUGAUUGAACCUAAAAAAAACCUCGUAAUAAUGGCUGGAAUGUUCUUACCCGAAUCUGUCGAGCCACCAAUUUCUUCAGCAGAAGAAAAAAAUGAAGAAUUUACAGACCAACCUGGCAACCAUGGCUUGGAAUUGAAGGGAGGCCCCUCCAUGAAAGCUUCUCCAAGCAACUCAAAUAGAAGGAGAAAGGGGAGUUUCAGAGGUAAGACUAAUACAGAAUCCAGCAGAAAACAAUGGGCUGUGAAGCCAAUUAGUACUUCAAAACGAUAACAGGCGGAUGGAUACUGAUAUAUAUAUGUAUAUUGAGAAAUUUAUAUACAUAUCACAUAAUUUUUAUGUAUUUACAUCUCUAACACCUAACCUUUUGUGUUUGCAUUUAUUUUUAUUGUGAGGUUAAAACUUGAAGUGCUAUAUUAAAUAUGAAACUAAAGGUGUUCGAUGUGUAAAUUCGUAAGAAUUGUGUGGUAUGUGUGUCAAUGCCCUAUAUCUUUUUUCCUUACUUUGGAGCAUUUUGAUGUAUGAAUAAUACUUUCAACAGUAGGUAGUAUUUAUAAAACUAUGUCCAGUUGCAUUAAUUUAUAA